AUGGCAGACUCACUAGCACAGGCACUGCAAUCGCUAACGCUGGUUCGGCAACUGAUAGCCACUGGCACUCUCGGCCCCGAUGAGGAGAUCGAGGCUCGUGAGGCGUCGGCUCAGAUAGCAGAAAUGCUCUUCAAUGCCAGCCGCGACCCGUCUCGCCUCACGGAAGCCACUCAGCAUUAUCAAGCCAUCAUUCGCCUGCUCAAGACUCCUUCGCAACGACGAGCCAAGUUCCUCGACAAGCUGGCGUACCUGGAAAUGACCGUCUUUGACGUGACCAAAUCCAUGAACGUGCUUGAUGAUUCCAUUGCCCACUCGAAGCAAGCAAGAGAUGAGGCUCUGCCAACAAAUACUUCCUUGCUGCGUACAAUCUACGAAAAUCUGGGGUACAGCGUGUCGCACAGAGCGCAAUUGAAGGAUGACUCCGCGGAUCUCGAUGAAGCCAUCACCUGUGGCAGAGAAGUCCUCAGACUAUCAUCGCCCGCCAAUGUGGAACAUCAGCUCAGCACGAAUAACCUGGCUGCUCGGCUACACGCUCGAUACAAGAUGCAUCAUCGCUCGGUCGAUGCAGAAGAAGCCCUGUCGCUGAUCGAAGAACAACUUCAACGUUUCCCGCCGAGCUCGCCUCAGCAUGCCGCGGCACUGCUGGUGAGGGCCUACAUCCUACACGACAGAUAUGAACAGACAAAGGACAUACAACAUCUUGAACACGCUAUCGUCGGCUUUCAGGUCGGUUUGCAGACAGUCGGGAAAACACAUGAGCGGGCCCCAGAGAUCCUCCGCCUACUAGCGAUAUUGCACAACCAGAAGUACACUAAGACAAAUGCCAUUGCCGAUCUGGCAGCUGCCGUCGAGUACUCGAAGGCCAAGCUUCAGCUGAUACCACGCACCUAUCAGACUCGACCGGACCACGUCGCGGACUACCUGACCCAUCUUGUGGAGUACAUCCUGGUGGUAGACUCGUUGGCGACAGUAGAAAAUGCACUCGAAGAAGCUCGCGCAUUACGAGAUGAAGUACAAAAAGCACAUACAAAGCGACACUCAACCAACCUGUCACUAACUGGUAUCCUGUCCCAGCGAUGUCUAUUAUCCCACGAUGUUAGGCACUUGCGCGAGGUCGUUGCCUUCGCGUUGGACAGCAUUAAGGCAUGGAACGAGAAGCUCAACAUCACCCAACCAAAGGUCCCCACGGAAGGUCUAAUUCGUUUUUCUACGUGCCUGAGAGAGAUUGAGCUUGCUCCCGAGGAAGCCCCUGUAAGACAUCAGGCUCUUGAGCAACUCUUCAAAUGGCAUUCGGUUGUCCAUCAAUCUCGCACGCCGCUCGACAGUAUGGUCCAUACGGCGCAUCGUCAUGGCGACGAACUCAAUGUCUUCUCCCGCAAUCUGGAAUCCAACGAACGGCUUUCGGAAGAGCAGAUCAGAUCUGGUAUCGAAGUGCUGCAGAACGAAACGAGUGCAAACAAUGCCGAAGAUGGGAACAGACGAGCCCGAGUGCGCGCCUUCAACCGGGACGAUCACAUCGACCCAUUCUUCGGCCAUAGGCAGCUGGCAGUCGACCCUUUGCGCAAACGAAUCAUCAUUUCCAUGGAGGGCAACGUCAAGAGCGUCUUAGGCUACAGCGAUGACGAGGAAGAACCAAAGUCGUGGGCUGAAUACGAAGCUCGAGAAGCCCGACUCGAACGUGAGAGCUUUGAAAAGGACAAAGAGCAAGGAAAACCCCCCAAUCCUAAACUUUGCCGGGUAUGCAGAUACGUCAAGCUGCUCAAGCCUGCGGAACCUGGCGCGACGUUUACCUGGAAUACUCAGCAAUACUUUCCCUUUGGGACAUUUGCUCAGCUGCUCACCAGGAAGCACUGUUCCAUCUGUCGCUUGGUGUUAUCCCUCUGUUCAGCGGACGAGGGGAGCUCCCUGCAUCCGCAACUGGCUCAGAUUGAUCGAGAGAUUCAAGGCACACAAUUUCAUGCGCAGAAACUCCCUUCUGGCGAGAUUCUGCUGGGCGUGGAAUAUGGCAUGAUGACUGUUGGAGCCUUGAGAAUCGUCAACCACAGAAAUCUGCCAGCAGCCGUGAGACAAACAACACGAGUAUCCAGUUUGAGAUCUGUCCUCGAAAAUGCGCAUGGAGCUGGACUUCCGAUUGACCAAGGAGAUCAAAGAGUAGACUUCCAAAAAAUACGUGGCUGGCUCUACGAGUGUCAUAGUCACCAUGGAGAACUCUGCAACAAUCUGGGCGACAGUCACAGAUACGCCGGUGACAUACCAUUGAUUCUGGUUGACGUUCAGGACAACUGCUUGGUCUCUGCGACAUCCGCAGAGAGGUAUUUGACUCUCAGCUACGUCUGGGGGAAAGUUGACAUUGCCACUACCACGAUCGCCUUGCUCAAGGAUCGCCUGCAAAAGUCGAGCUUGGAUCCGUCAGAGUUCCCUAACACAAUAAGGGACGCGAUGACUGUGGUUCGAGCCAUGGGCGAGCGGUACCUAUGGACCGAUGCGCUUUGCAUAAUCCAGGACGAUACCGUCAGACGCAAACGAGAUAUAACGCGGAUGGAUAUCGUGUACAAGAAAGCAUUCGCUAACUUGGUGGCCCUCUCCGGUACUGAUGCCAAUGGCGGACUACCAGGUGCUACAGCCAAUUCAAGAUCUCCUCAAAGGAUUGAAGUGCUCGAAAUCACCAAGGGCUCCACGGAUCUGGCCUUGCGAGACGAGCCCGGCGCCGAGACAGAAGCGGUCUGCAUCGUCGCCACUCCCCAUCCACUCUCCUUUGCUCAGACAAGCUCGAUGUGGAAUACGCGUGGCUGGAUCUUACAGGAACAGACGCUGGCGCGUCGAAACAUCUACUUCUCAUCCAGUUAUGUGUAUUUUCAGUGCAACGAGAAGAUCCUCUGCGAAGUCACCUUGGAAGGGAAGUAUAUCAACAACUCCAAGGACGACGAGAACGACGAUGAUCAGACGACCGCCAUCACUAUCAAGAACCCAGUCUCAGAGCUCAGGAAGCUACGUGGCAUCCCGCCACAGGAUCAUCUAGAAGGGGUCUUCAAGGCCUACAGCGAACUGGUGGAGAUGUACACGACACGCAACUUGACGCUGCCAACGGACAUCUUUGAUGCGUUCUCCGGAAUGCUCUCAGCAUUCAAAAAGGAAUUCAAAAGCGAGACUUUGCAUGGCCUCCCCAUUGCCGUCCUUGACCUGGCCCUUUUGUGGACUCCAACCAAGACGCUGAAGGAAAGACCUGGGAGGAAGCCAACAGACACAUCUCCAUCUCCUGCGGCCUCGUCCAUUCCGUCGACGCCUGCAACAACGGGGCAUACUUUCCCAACAUGGUCCUGGGCAGGCUGGAUCGGUGGUGUUGACUACCGCCUUUUACCACUAGACAAAGAACCCCCUCCUGAGUCGCUCAUUGCAGAAAUUUACAUCCUUCGAGCCGGCAAAAUACUCCGCCCGGGCGGGUACCAGCGGCCCUGUCUCGACGAGACCGCCAAAGCCUCACCCGAACUCUUGAGGGCACAUUUCGGCCGCAUGAGCGUAGAAGUGCGACAAGCAACGCCAGAUACCACGCUGCACCUGUUUGUCCCUCACGUCUUGAACGCCGGAUUCUCCGUCUACGCAGGCAGAGCACCGGAUUACCUGAGUAGCGUUCGACACGUGUAUUUGCAGACGAAGCAGGCUGUCGUGCGCAUUCACGACAAGAAUGGCAAGCACUGCGGUAUUCUCUUCGAACAUAUGGACUACCAUGCUUUGCUCGAGCGGAUCUCCUCCUCGUCUUCCACAGACGCGAAGAUUGUCAGACAAAACAUUGAGAUGCUGCGCACGCUGAAUGAUAAACCCCUCGUCGCGAUCUCGCAGACCAAAGAUAUGUAUGGAGACCGCGCCGCCCUGAGCAGGGCUGAGGGCGAUAUCAAGCGAUUCGAUCCCUAUGAGUUCCCCACGAAGGGGCCGGGUAGUGCGUUGAUGAACGUCCUGGUCUUACAAUCUGGCGACGGUGUAUUUGAAAGGAUUGCUGUCGGCCAGAUUCAUAUCAAGGCGUGGCGAGAGGCAGAACCGAGGAGGGCUUGGGUCAAGAUAGGGUGA
Messenger RNA from Cladophialophora carrionii CBS 160.54, 4062 nucleotides. RefSeq lists its product as uncharacterized. The transcript has a single exon. Gene Ontology annotation, molecular function: protein binding. Bases 1 to 4062 code for a protein of 1353 amino acids. NCBI's taxonomy places the organism in Eukaryota, Fungi, Ascomycota, Eurotiomycetes, Chaetothyriales, Herpotrichiellaceae. The record is from RefSeq and is a predicted model, not a curated record.